AUGCUCGGCGUGCUGACCCCGCCCUCUGCUGACGGUCUCAACUUCGAGCACGUGCUGCGUCCGCCGGCCAGCACGCCGGCGCCCGGUCCCUAUUACGACGAGUACUUCUCGGGCAACGUCACCGUCCUGCUGGGCAGCGCCGCCAGCCUCAACUGCCGGGUGAAGCAGGUCGCCAACGCCACGGUGUCAUGGAUGCGCGCGGCCGAUGUACCGACGCUGCUGUCGGUGGGGAGCUACACCUACACCAUGGACAAUCGGUUCCGGGUGGAGCACAACCGGCACACCUCGGACUGGACCCUGAAACUCGAGCGGACCACUCACAACGACUCGGGCGUGUACGACUGCCAGAUCGGCACGACGCCACCGCUCACCAGGCACAUCUUUCUCACCGUGGUCGAGCCGGACACGGAGAUCCUGGGCGGUCCGGAGAUCUUCAUCGACCAGCAGAGCACCAUCAACCUGACUUGCGUGAUCGAGCACGCGCCCCAGCCGCCGGACUUCAUACUCUGGGAGCACGACAAAAAGACGAUCAACUACGACUCGGAGCGGGGUGGUGUUAGCGUGGUGACCACCAAGGGCCGCACGACGGUCUCGCAGCUGCUGAUUCGCGCCGCUCGGCCGCCCGACAGCGGGCGCUACACGUGCCGGCCGGCCAGCUCCAAGCCAGCCUCCGUGCGCGUGCACGUCCUCAAAGCCGUGUCGGAGUACGUACCGUCCGGCAUGUGA
This is a messenger RNA of Pollicipes pollicipes, 726 nucleotides long. Its product is annotated as cell adhesion molecule 2-like. Gene Ontology annotation, cellular component: neuron projection membrane. NCBI's taxonomy places the organism in Eukaryota, Metazoa, Arthropoda, Thecostraca, Pollicipedomorpha, Pollicipedidae. Gene Ontology annotation, biological process: synapse organization. The record is from RefSeq and is a predicted model, not a curated record.